AUGGAGGAGCCUAAACACGGCAUUGCCGACGUCGGUGGCUCUCCUCCUUCUGGUGGACGUGGGAGGCGUAGGCAGAGGAAGAGCGAUGGGGAGGAAGAGUAUGACACCACCGUGGCCGGGGACAUCACUACGCGGGCGAAGAGGCGGCAGACGACAGGCAGUGCUGACGACGCCGGUGGUGCGGAAGUUGGGACAACGCGAGGCGCCAGGGAAUCAAGUGGCAAGGCGACGGGUCAUGCAUUGCGCCAGAAGGGCCGACCCGGAGCGAGGAAAACAUCCGGCGGAAGGAGGGGCAAGCAAGCAGCGAGGGGGAAGAGGUCAAAACGCGGCGAAGAAGACCCUGAUGAUGCGGAGGAGGAGGAUGAGGGGGAUGAGGGGGAUGAGGAGGAGGAGGCUGAUGAGGAGGAGGAUGAGGAGGAAGAGGAGGAUGAAGAGGAUGCGGAGGAGGAGGACGCGAAUGUUGGGGAGGAGGAAAAGGAUGAGGAUGAUGAUGAUGAGGACGAAGAGGAGGAGGAGGAGGACGACGAGGAGGGGGGCAACAAGGAUGAGGAGGAUGAGGAGGAGGAUGAGGAGGAGGAGGAGGAGGAGGAGGAGGAGGAGGAGGAGGAGGAGGAGGAGGAGGAGGAGGAGGAGGAAGGGGCGGAAGAGGAAGAGGAGGAGGAUGUGUCGGCAGCAUUGGGCCACCGAUAA
This is a messenger RNA of Closterium sp. Naga37s-1, 690 nucleotides long. The record is from the annotation of a GenBank genome assembly. Lineage: Eukaryota; Viridiplantae; Streptophyta; Zygnematophyceae; Desmidiales; Closteriaceae.